This is a messenger RNA of Dicrocoelium dendriticum, 621 nucleotides long. The record is from the annotation of a GenBank genome assembly. NCBI's taxonomy places the organism in Eukaryota, Metazoa, Platyhelminthes, Trematoda, Plagiorchiida, Dicrocoeliidae.
AUGGAGGAGAAUAAUCAGCAGCAGAAUAUUCCUCUUUGCCGCAAAAACUGCGGUUUUUUUGGCAGUCCCAAUUUCGAUGGCCUCUGUUCCAAGUGUCACAGAAGUGCUCAAGCCCAACAGAAUGAGUGCAUUACCCCAAGUAUCGAAUCACGGUUAAGCGACAUUCACAAACCAGAAUCCUCAGCCACAUCUACUCUCAAACGGGAGUGCCAUUCAUUGUGCUCAGAUAAAAAUUACCAACUACCGUCAACUGAAGCGCCUUCAGAAGGAAUCGCAGUCGCUCCAAUAAACUCCUCCGCAUCUAUGCCGGACCUGCCUCCCAGAGAUGAGCUUUCGGUUGACGCAGAGGUUGACGACGCAGGAAUUACCGAUAUUACCGACAGAGUUAAGAGCGACAGCGAGCGCAGCUCUCCAGCCUCUGCAAAAACACCCCGCUGCAAUGUAUGUCGAAAACGAGUUGGUCCCGCUGGAGGUUAUUCCUGUCGAUGUGGGGGAGUUUUCUGCAGUUUGCACCGUUAUUCGGACGGCCACAAUUGCUCGUACGAUUAUCGAAAGGCGGGCCAAGAAGACAUCCGACGAUCUAAUCCACAGGUUGUAUGCUCAAAACUUCACAAGAUUUGA